Perca flavescens (yellow perch) is the source of this 2172-nucleotide messenger RNA. It is a transcript of the gene tulp3, whose product is annotated as TUB like protein 3. Lineage: Eukaryota; Metazoa; Chordata; Actinopteri; Perciformes; Percidae. The record is from RefSeq and is a predicted model, not a curated record. Bases 266 to 1777 code for a protein of 503 amino acids. Gene Ontology annotation, cellular component: cilium. Gene Ontology annotation, biological process: protein localization to cilium. The transcript has 13 exons.
AUUAAUUAGAUUUUUUUCAAACCACAAGGACCUCAGAGUGAAGCAGCUACAAAUACUGGAGCCUGCUUGCAGAGCUGAUACGUGUGAGGAGCGACAGUUUUCCUAACAGCAUCAUAAAUGGAAUGUUCAAAGGACUGAUAACAUGAGUGUAGGGUUGAAAGUGUGGGCCACUGAAGCAGUUUUCUGUUCCCUUGUUGCACUGUAGUCAUCAAUCAUCAUUGCCAAGAUAGCAGAGCCCUGGACUAGCAUUCUUGCAGCCGCAUCCAUGGACACUAUAAAGAAUGGGGGAUCUCAGCCUGUCUACAGUCGCUGGUCAUACAGACCUUCGAGCUCUGCCAGCUUCUCCUCUAACUCAACAGCAAGUGGCAUCGAAGAUGACAGUGCCAGUCUUAUGCAACAGAAGCUGGAAAAACAGAGGGCACUGCUGGAGCAGAAGCAGCGGAGGAAGCGCCAGGAGCCUCUGAUGGUCCAGCCCAACACCGAGACUCGGCCCCGGCGUUCCAGGACGCGGCGUGGUGAGGAGCAGGCCCCUCUGGUAGAGUCUCUAGUAACUAUCACCAACGAUGUCAUCAUGGAUGGUAUCGAUGGCCCAGCAGCUUUUUUGGGCUCAGAAGCCCCUCAUCUGGGAAUGAAAAUCCUGUCCGCGAGCCAGUCUCAGCCCCAGUCUCAGUUCCAGUCACAGCCUCAGUCUCAGUUCCAGUCACAGCCUCAGUCUCAGCACCAGUCCCCUGUCGCUGAGGAGCCUGAGAGAGAUGGAGACACUGAGACGCUGCUAGAGCCUAAGACAGAUAUCCAUGAACUACUGCAGAAACAAGGUCUGUCUGGCAGCAUGAACUUCGAUGAAGCCAGCGAGCAUGAGGACGAUGUGGAGGAAAAACGGACACGUUCUCUGUCUCCUAACGCAGACACCACCAGACCUUCCUCUGCCGCCAGUGGCAAGGACAUUCCAGAGGUGGCACCCCCCGGAUCACCCACAGCAGAGGGCUCACUAAUUGAUGUGGCCAAUCUAGAGGAGUUUGUUUUGCGUCCGGCUCCACGUGGCGUCACUGUUAAAUGUCGAAUCACCCGGGACAAGAAGGGCAUGGACCGCGGCCUCUACCCCACCUACUUCAUGCACAUGGAGAGAGAGGAUGGCAAGCGAGUGUUUAUGCUGGCAGGAAGAAAGAGAAAGAAGAGUAAGACCUCCAACUACCUUAUUUCAGUGGAUGCCACUGAUCUGUCGCGAGAGGGAGAGAGCUUCAUAGGUAAACUGAGGUCCAACCUCAUGGGCACCAAAUUCACAGUGUAUGACAACGGCACCAAUCCCUGCAAAAACCCCGGGACACUGCUGGAAGAGAGCAACACACGACAGGAAGUGGCUGCCAUCUGCUACGAGACCAACGUGCUGGGAUUCAAAGGACCACGUAAGAUGACUGUAAUCAUCCCGGGCAUGAACAUGAACUUUGAAAGAGUCCCUGUAAGGCCUCAAAAUGAGCAGGAGAGCCUCCUGAGCAGGUGGCAGAAUCACUCACUGGACAACCUGAUUGAGUUGCACAACAAGGCCCCCGUUUGGAACGAUGACACCCAGUCUUAUGUGCUAAACUUCCAUGGCCGCGUCACUCAGGCUUCAGUCAAAAACUUUCAAAUAGUUCACGAUAACGACCCUGACUACAUCGUCAUGCAGUUUGGCAGAGUGGCUGAAGACAUCUUCACUCUGGACUACAACUACCCCAUGUGUGCUCUGCAGGCUUUUGCCAUUGGCCUGUCGAGCUUUGACAGCAAGUUGGCCUGUGAAUGAACCAACAGUUUUACCACACCACCACCUUUUCUGUCCUCCCUCAAAUCUCGUUUUUACGGGAUUGUUUGGAAACGGACAGCUACGCUGCUUACAUCAUCAGGAACCAGUUCACGCAGAAGUCAAAUACGAAACUGAAAAAGAGAGCAGGAGGGCACUGAUGGCAUAUGUUGGUGCUCCAACAAACCUCCUGGUUCCUGUGUGCAAGUUUUUUUUUUUUUUUUUUUUUUGUAACAUGUUAGCAGGACUAUUUCAAUAUCAGUUUAACCAUUUUGUACAGUGUAUAUGUACAAAUGUAUUCAAACUAAAAGGGAAAAGGCAAAGCAAAUCACACUACUCUCAUCUGUGCUGGAGAUGGGUGCAAAAAGAACUGAUAAAUAAAUGACUCAUUGUUUGAA